Molecule: messenger RNA, 858 nt
Organism: Peronospora matthiolae
Lineage: Eukaryota; Oomycota; Peronosporomycetes; Peronosporales; Peronosporaceae
Source: the annotation of a GenBank genome assembly
AUGGACAUUGGCGCGCACUGCUCGAUCUCUUCCUGCCACCAGCAGGACUUUCUGCCGUUCACGUGCGACUGCUGCCGCCGCGUCUUUUGCCUCGACCACCGCAGCUACGACGCCCACCAGUGUCCAAGCGCUGGCAGCCACGACCGCCGCGUCGUGCAGGGCAAUGCGCUCGCCAGGAGCUCCAACACGAGCAAGCAAAAAAGGCACGAGGUGCAACAUAAGAAGAAGAAGAAGAAACGCUGUGCCGCUCCCGACUGUCGGGAAGUGCUGCUCGCGUCCAACCAGUUUUCGUGUCGAAAGUGCAGCCAAGACGUGUGUCUACGGCACCGAUUCGAGUCCGAUCAUGCCUGUGCGAGUGCAAGACAAGCGUCACGACGGCAGUGGCUCGGGCGGUUCGAGACGUCCGAGGCGAGUCUUGCUACAAGGACGAAGAGAACGUUACCGUCUCAGUUGCCUCGGAGUGCACCGCAAAUAGCUGCUUUAGUUGUCGAGAGCACCAAGCAGGCAGUUUCGUCGCUUGUGCAGAACGUCAAGACUGCAGCCAGUACUACUGCCGUGACGACGACGUCUGAAGUCUGUCCCAUCUGUCGGCAGCAGUUUCACGACGUGAGCCAGCUCAUUGCACACGUAGAUCGAGCCCACAGUGACUGGACUGGCCAGACAAGAGCGUCUUCUGCAGCUCCUCCUGAGUCAGCUGUGUCUACUGGAACACCUUUGGUUGAAAGAGAAGUGUGUCCGCAAUGCCGAGCUGACUUUCCGACUGUGGCUGCACUUAUCCAGCAUGCUGAGACCACGCACUCGAGUGCUGUAGCUGCCACUGGACGUGGCCACGAUCAGGAAAAGUGCAACGUGAUGUAG